GAACCCCUGCAGCUUCACGGCCUGCCCAGAGGGCUCUUCUCGCCUGCGGUUCGCCUUCAGGGUUGUGUUGAUCACCCAAUUGUCCUGACAGAAGCAGUGUGCAAUCCUCUGUAUUCAAGGCAAAUGAUGUCUGAGCUCCUCUUCGAAUGCUACCAAGUGCCAAAAGUGUCCUAUGGUGUGGACAGCCUGUACAGUUUUUACCACAACAGAAAGCAGAACUGGCCCUGCAGUGGUUUGGUGAUCUCUUCGGGGUAUCAGUGUACACACAUUUUGCCAGUCUUAGAUGGCAGGCUGGAUGCUAAGAACUGCAAGCGCAUUAACCUGGGAGGGUGCCAAGCAGCUGUGUAUCUGCAGCGACUCCUGCAGCUCAAGUACCCUGGGCACUUUGCAGCUAUCACGCUCAGCCGCAUGGAGGAGAUCCUGCAUGAGCACAGCUAUGUAGCAGAGGACUACAUAGAAGAGCUACAGAAGUGGAGGUGCCCAGAGUACUAUGAGAAUAAUGUGCACAAGAUGCAGCUGCCUUUCUCCAACAAGCUGCUAGGAAGCACUCUGACCUCAGAGGAGAAGCAGGAGAAGAAGCAGCAGCAACUGCGGCGACUUCAGGAACUGAACGCACGUCGUCGAGAAGAGAAGCUGCAGCUUGACCAAGAGAGGCUAGACAGGUUGUUGUAUGUCCAGGAACUUUUAGAGGAUGGUCAGAUGGAUCAGUUCCACAAAGCUUUGGUGGAGCUGAACAUGGACUCUGCAGAAGAACUUCAGUCUUACAUCAACAAAUUGAGUGUGUCUGUUGAACAAACGAAGCAGAAAAUCCUGCAGUCAGAAGUCAAUAUUGAAGUAGAUGUUGUGGACAGCAAGCCAGAGACUCCUGAUUUGGAUCCAUUGGGCAGUGAACAGUCCCUGGAGGAUGUGGAAAGUAUUAAUGAGUUUGAACCUUUGUUUGCUGAGGAACAGCCUGAAGCUGAGAAGCCUGUUGCUGCAGUGCAGCCCGUGUUUAACCUGGCAGAGUACCACCAGCUUUUCCUUGGCACUGAAAGAAUCAGAGCUCCAGAGAUUGUCUUCCAGCCCUCCCUGAUAGGAGAAGACCAGGCUGGUAUAGCAGAAACCAUGCAGUAUGUCCUUGAGAGGUAUUCAAAGGAACAACAAGAUGUUCUUGUCCAGAAUGUGUUUCUCACUGGUGGAAAUAUGAUGUACCCUGGACUGAAAGGCAGAGUACAGAAGGAACUCCUGGAAAUGAGGCCUUUCCAGUCUUCUUUCCAGGUUCACCUUGCUUCCAAUCCCGUUUUGGAUGCCUGGUACGGAGCUAGGGACUGGGCAGUGGAAUACAUGAACCGUGAGGAAGGCUGGAUAACCAGAAAGGACUAUGAAGAAAAAGGGGGAGAAUACCUCAAGGAACACUGUGCUUCCAAUGUCUAUGUUCCCAUCCGCCUCCCCAAGCAGGCCCCACGGUCAGCAGAGUCCUCAGCAUCCAGCAAGGGACAGGCCUCAGGCACAGGCACCCCCAGUGAGCAGGCAUAGCCCUGUCCUCAGCACCCAGCUCGGCUGGGGAUAGCAGGGCAGAGUUAUGGUGUGCAGGAGGGAAGGCCUUGGCCCAGCCUCGCUGCCUGCCCGGGAGCACUGAGCAUCCCAUCC
Molecule: messenger RNA, 1629 nt
Organism: Acanthisitta chloris (rifleman)
Lineage: Eukaryota; Metazoa; Chordata; Aves; Passeriformes; Acanthisittidae
Gene: ACTR5
Product: ARP5 actin-related protein 5 homolog (yeast)
Exons: 9
Biological process (GO): regulation of DNA-templated transcription
Cellular component (GO): Ino80 complex; cytoplasm
Source: RefSeq, a predicted model, not a curated record